CAAUCACCAUGCCACGUAUUCUGCUAGUGCUAGUGCUUGCACUGAGUUGCGUGGCCUCGGUAGCGGCUGAAGCGCUGUAUGCGCAGAAUCUGCAUGCGCUUGAUCUAGCUGAUCACAGCCACCUUGGUCACGAGCUUGAAAGUGAUGGCGUCGUGGUGCGCUGUCGCUCGUGCGGUGCCCCUGUCGCGUUGAAGAAGGACUUCAUCGACCUGCACGACACCUCCAAAGCCGUGGGUAGUCGCCACGAGGCUGUGCUGGGCAAUGACGCUGAACUCUUCACCUUCGUGAACCCUAGUAGGGCCGAAUUUGAGCUAGCCGGCUUCAAGAAGGUGCUGGGUAUAGAGGGCGAGGUCUUCUCCAAGAAGGCAACAGUCUUCGACGACUACAGUUGGCGAGAUAUUCGCUGUACUAGCUGCAAGAGACACGUCGGGUGGGCGUUCUACCACGACGAGUUGCAACAGUGUAUCAAUACACAAUUAGUGGAGUCUAUCACCGCCAAGAGAGCUAAGGAGAAGCUGCUGGCGUCCACUGUGGAGAUAGAACGGAAGGCAGAAAUAGUGAAGAAGGAGCUAGAAGGCCGUUGUCUCUUCGCUGCUGCUGGCUGGUGGACCUACGAGGUUUGCUACGAGAAAGAAGUGCGCCAAUUCCACCAAGAGCCAGACGGAUCUCGUCCAAGCGACUGGAGUAUGGGCGUGUACGUGCCUGUCACACAGGAUAGAGACACUGGCACUGAUGUUGUACAGUACUUUGCUGGCGGUCAGCACUGCGAUGAGAACGGCGAACUACGCAGCACUAAAGUGGUGUAUACUUGCUGCAAGUCUCGUCCUAAAGAGCUGUCAGUGGAGAAGGUCGACGAGCCUGCGCUGUGCACAUACCUCAUCACUGCGUGCGUUCCGAGCUUGUGUGAAACAGAACCGGAUGAGGAGCAAGACGUUACUGAGAAUCAACAGAUCCUGGACGUGUGCAAGGACCAAUUCGAUGCUGCACAUGCAGAUGCAGCGUUACCGUCGACGUUUGCCACCUUGCGCUGGUCUACAGUAAUCUCGGAAGAUAGCAGCGAGCUCGACUGGGCUCGACGGAUGCAGUUCACGGACUAAUAUUGGCAUUGUGAUGAUCAUACAUUUACUUGUGCUUGUCAGCUCAAUAUUGUAACAACAGCCAAGAGUAGAUUCGUUGAUUAAUGUUGCGACUGCAGGGUGUGAAGAACUGGUUUUCUAUU
Phytophthora infestans T30-4 is the source of this 1219-nucleotide messenger RNA. RefSeq lists its product as uncharacterized. The record is from RefSeq and is a predicted model, not a curated record. Gene Ontology annotation, cellular component: endoplasmic reticulum lumen. Bases 9 to 1097 code for a protein of 362 amino acids. The transcript is spliced from 3 exons. Gene Ontology annotation, biological process: retrograde protein transport, ER to cytosol; endoplasmic reticulum unfolded protein response. Lineage: Eukaryota; Oomycota; Peronosporomycetes; Peronosporales; Peronosporaceae.